UGUGGACGAGCUAGUCCUGCCCAGAAAGGAGGAGGAGGAGUAGGAGACACACGCACAAGGGUGUCGACGGAGAGAGGCAGGAGCAGAGGAGAAAAGGCGGGGAGCAACGGGGGGAAAAUACACUAGCUAAUAAAUCAAGAUACUGAUAAUGGCUGCUAAAUCGGACGGGGUCCUGAAGAUGAAGAAGAGCGACGUGGCCUUCACGCCUCUGCAAAACUCAGAGCACUCCGGCUCGGUGCAGGGACUCCACCCGGGCGGCCAGCUCGACUCUGCGGGCACCGGGGACGGGGAUUUUGCCAACGGGGAGUCGCGGUGCUGCGGUGGGGGAGGCUCAAACUCGACGUGCCUUCGUCUGGGCAGAGGGCAGCAGAAGUAUACGGUGUGGGACUGCUUGUGGAUCGUAGCCGCCGUGGCCGUUUAUUUGGCCGAUGUGGGCACCGAUGUGUGGCUGUCGGUCGACUACUACCUCCGCCACGACUAUUGGUGGUUCGGCCCGACGCUCUUUUUCGUUGUGUUGGGUUCCUUCUCGGUCCAGCUCUUUAGCUUCAGAUGGUUCGUCCACGACUUCAGCACCGAGGACGGUGCCGAUUCUGUCACCGAUUGCUCCCACAUGGAUGGGAAUAAAUUGCUUAGUGGCUCGGCCUCACACGGUGAUGUUACUGCUCAACACCACCCGGCCACGCCGCAGAGGCAGGCGUCGACCGCCAGCAAGAACACCACUACUAACAGCACGGCGAGCACAGCGCUGGGAAACAGGAAUAGGAAACGUUCGGCCUACUACUCCUUCUGUGUUUGGUUCGGCCAGUCCGUCAUUCACAUCAUGCAGCUGGGCCAGAUAUGGAGGUAUUUCCAUACCAUCUACCUGGGUGUUCGGAGUCGUCAGGGUGCUGAGACAGAGCGCUGGCGUUACUACUGGAGGAUGGUCUAUGAGUUUGCAGAUGUGAGCAUGCUGCAUCUACUAGCAACCUUUCUGGAGAGCGCUCCACAACUGGUGCUUCAGCUGUGCAUUAUCAUCCAGACACACAAGCUCCAGGCUGUGCAAGGAAUGACAGCUGCAGCCUCCCUCGUCUCUAUGGCCUGGGCCCUGGCCUCCUAUCAGAAGGCCCUGCGAGAGUCUCGGGAUGACAAGAAGCCCAUCAGCUAUCUGGCAGUGAUUAUCCAGUUCUGUUGGCACUUCUUCACCAUAGCAGCCCGAGUUAUCACCUUUGCUCUGUUUGCAUCUGUAUUUCAACUGUACUUUGGCAUCUUCAUCGUCCUGCACUGGUGCAUCAUGACCUUUUGGAUUGUCCACUGUGAGACAGACUUCUGCAUCAGCAAGUGGGAAGAGAUUGUGUUUGACAUGGUGGUGGGCAUAAUCUACAUCUUUUCCUGGUUCAACGUCAAGGAAGGACGGACAAGGUGUCGGCUUUUUAUCUAUUACCUGGUAAUCUUGAUGGAGAACACUGCUCUCAGUGCGUUGUGGUAUCUCUACCGAUUUCCUCAAAAUACUGACGCCUUUGCAGUGCCAGCACUCUGUGUCAUUUUCAGCAGUUUCCUCACCGGCAUUGUUUUCAUGCUCAUGUACUAUGCCUUUUUUCACCCGAACGGGCCACGCUUUGGACACUCACCGAGUGGCCAAGGCCUUGACCUGGACCCUACUGCUCAGUUCUCCACUCUGCCAUCAGAAGGUGCGACCAAUUCACUGCGUUCCAACCGAGGUGCUACCACAACUCUAGAUCGACACGACGUGGGCAAGUAUUCUGAGCGAGAUGGCUGCAUGCCAGUGUUUCAGGUCCGAUCCACAGUGCCAUCCACGCCAUCUUCUCGUGCUCCACGCCUAGAGGAGACCGUCAUCAAGAUCGACCUUUGUAGGAACCGCUAUCCAGCCUGGGAGCGUCAUGUUCUGGACCGCAGCAUUCGCAAAGCAAUUUUGGCCAUAGAUUGCUCAUUGACUCCUCCACGGCUGCAGUACAAAGAUGAUGCUCUGGUACAGGAGCGGUUGGAAUAUGAGACCACUCUAUAGUCCGCUCGGCUUUCGGAAACCCUGCAGGGGCACAGCAACAGAGUGGUAUCCUGUGAUCACAUAAACAGCAACAGGAACUGUGGCAAUAAGAAUUUGUUACUGGCAUCAGUUUCAAUCUUCAUCUCCCAUUGCUGUUGUUCUUUUUCUAUUUCCGGGUAUCAGGAGUGUCGAGAAGCAGUUGGGACUGUUGGUGAUGGCUGGAUGACCAACUCAGUACAAGUUCAGUUAGUGUCACUGGUGGGAUUGCUGCUGAUUGUUGCUAUUUUACUUACACUUACUUACAAAUGCUGUCUUGUAUGGAGUAAAUACUAAAAGACACUCUGCUUAAAACAAAAAGAAGCGAGUGUGUUAAGGGGUGUUAAGCUAAAGCUGUAAAAUAAUAAAAAGUGGAAUUGUCCAUUGUCCAUACAGACAGCUUUUCAGUCACCAGAUACUCCCAUAAAACAAAGGAGGUCCGAAUUACAAACGCGAACUUGUCCUAAUGUGUUGGUGUCCUACCAUAUCAGCCACAAGCAGGUGGGUACUCUCAGUCAUUACUCUCUUUCUCUUAGUGCCAAAAAGGGUCAUUGGGAACAUCCUCUAGAUUCUAAGGAACAAUUUAGGGGUGACUGCAUAAUCCAGAAGGUUCUUCUUUGAGCUAGACUUUUCAUUGUUAUUGGACAUCUGUGAUCAACACUGGAAGAUGGCCAGAAAGUGACCUACAAGAAGACAGUGGUCAAAGUAGCAUCUAUGAGCAGUCAUGGUGUUUUGUUUGGGCAAAACAUACUAAAUGAUAAGGCUGAAUGUUAUAAUAGGAAGCAAGAAAAGGGGGCAAAGGUUAAACACUAGCUAAUGGUCUCAUUCUGAAAAGGAAGCAUUCAAACUUACCCAAUGCCAAGAAAAAAAUCUUCCUGGCAGCUCAACAUAACUAUUUGUAGUCCUGCCUCAGAAACACAGCUGCAUAAUUGUUCCAAUCUUUGCUUGUCUGUGGAGGGUGAAAGCAUGUACCAGACACCAAUGAACCGGAGAGAGGAGAGAGAAUGAUACCGGAAAUGGAAAUGAGUUGAGGAUGAAAACACAGACAAGCAGCCAACUCAGCCAUUCCAACCAGCCACCAGGAUGUACAGUACUCAUGCAACAUGCAGCAUUUUUAUUUUAGAGAUGAAGUAGAGGCUACUGAAGUCAUUGUAAUCCUGUGUGUGUGUGUGUGUGUGUGUGUGUGUGUGUGUGUGUGUGUGUGUGUGUGUGUGUGUGUGUGUGUGUGUGUGUGUGUGUGUGUGGAGUUUACACAAAACAAGCAAAG
Messenger RNA from Oreochromis aureus, 3284 nucleotides. It is a transcript of the gene xkr4, whose product is annotated as XK related 4. Bases 149 to 2002 code for a protein of 617 amino acids. Lineage: Eukaryota; Metazoa; Chordata; Actinopteri; Cichliformes; Cichlidae. Gene Ontology annotation, biological process: apoptotic process involved in development; engulfment of apoptotic cell; phosphatidylserine exposure on apoptotic cell surface. Gene Ontology annotation, cellular component: plasma membrane. The transcript has 4 exons. The record is from RefSeq and is a predicted model, not a curated record.